UAACAUCAAUAACUUGGAGUUCUUUAGGAAACAGUGACGACUUUCCACUUCUCCCCGAGAUGCAUCGGCAACCGUCCGUCCGGCGGCGCUCGUCCUAUGCGCCGCAGCUAUGCGUGGCCGGCGCCAUCGUUCUCCUCCUCCUCUCUCUCUCGAUCCUCCACAUGCGUCUAUCGUCUUCCCCCCUUGUCCUCUCCUUCCCCUUCCACUCCUCAGCAUCCAACCGAUCCGCCAACUCCAACUUCAAUACCCUCUUUGAUGAUGUCGCCAACGACGACGUCGAUGGAGGCGUCGACGAUCGCAUCGACGAGCUUGACGUUCUCGACGACGACAAGAAGCUCGUCAUCACGGCCGCCGACAACGACGAUUCCGAUUCUGAUGACUCCGAGUUACGCUCCCGCUCCGGAUCCGGCCUAUUCUGGGACCACGCUUUUGGCGUGGCACGCAUUUCAUUUGGCCGGACGAAGUCGAGAUCCGAGCCGGAGGAGGAUUCUCGGAGGGAAGACCAAGCUCGGAGCAAGCUUGCUUUCGGAUCGGACGAUGAGCCGGUGGAUGAGGAUGUUAGGGCGAAGCUGGCCUCGAUUCGGCGGAUAGAGGAUGCUCUAUUGCUGAAGGUUGAUGGGCAUGGAGGGAACUCACUGAUGCGAGAUGGUUGGGCACGGUGGCUCGAGGGCAAGGGCGAUUUUAUUCGACGGGAUCGGAUGCUGCGGUCUAAUCUUGAGAUGCUGAAUCCGAAGAACCAUCCGUUGCUACAGGAUCCUGAUGUUGCUGGUCUUACGGGGCUUACUAGGGGUGAUCGACUGAUGCAGAAGGCGAUCUUAAAGGAGAUGGAUAAGGCGGGUUCGAUUGGGUCGGAGAUGAAGAGGAUUGAGGGAAGGAGGACUUUGCAUUUGAAGGUGGAAAGGGAGAAGAAAGAAGAGGGAAAUGUUUGGAGGUGGGGUAAUUUCCCCGGUAUUGAUUCGAAGCUUGGUUUUUCUGAGUUCAUUGAUCAGUUUUUUGUUAUUGGUCAGUGCUCUCUGAGGGUUUUCAUGGUGUGGAAUAGCCCUUCCUGGAGCUUUGGAGUGCGGCACCAAAGGGGGCUAGAGAGCCUUCUGCAUCACCACAGAAAUGCUUGUGUUCUAUUGUUCUCGGAGACUAUAGAACUGGAUUUCUUCAAGGAUUUCGUCAAAGAUGGAUUCAGAAUUGCUGUUGUCAUGCCAAAUCUUGAUGAAUUACUUAAGGAUACUCCAGCUCAUGUUUUUGCAUCUGCUUGGUUUGAAUGGAGAAAGACAAAGUAUUAUCCCCUUCACUACAGUGAGCUAGUACGUCUUGCUGCCCUCUACAAGUAUGGUGGGGUCUAUCUUGAUUCUGAUCUUAUUGUUUUGAAGCCACUAUAUUCACUCAGGAAUUCUGUUUGUGUUGACGAUCAAAGGGGUGGAGAUUCUACUUACAGUGGUGCAGUUAUGGCAUUUGAAAGACACAGUCCUUUCGUGAAGGAAUGCUUAACAGAGUUCUUCUCAACAUAUGAUGAUACCCUCUUGACAUGGAAUGGAGCUAAUCUGCUAACUAGAGUGAUUAAAAGGCUUCAGAGGAAAGGUGACAAAUACUGGGAAGAGCUUCGAAUAAAUUUAAUCUCAACCCAUUCAAUCUUCCCAAUAAGUUCAAUGGACAUAACAAGGUACUUUGCAGUGGCAUCAGAAGAGCCUGAAAGAGUCUAUCAUGAACAACUUUUCAGAAGGAUUCUGGAUGAAUCAUAUACCUUCCAUUUCUGGAAUGGCAUAACAUCUGCGCUUGUGCCAGAGCUGGGUAGUCUCACAGACAAACUGUUAAAUGAGUACUGCCUCCGUUGCCUUGAUAUUUUGUGAUCUACAUAGGAAUGGGGAUAACGUUGGUAGGAGAAAAGUCUGUUCAUUCAAACAGAAGAAGCUUGAUAAUUUGAUCAUUAAUCUGAGUCAGAUCCAAGUGAAAGCAUUUUAAAUCACAGUGGAAGCAGGUGACUUUCUGAUUGUAAACAAAGUAACGAUGCAGCUGUACCUUUUUGGCGGUGAAUGCAAUUCAAAUCUCUUGGGCUCUUGCUAUUAUUUUCUACAUAAUUUUCUAGGAGUGGUGAAAAGUACCUGAAUCUUACCCUGUGGACUUCCAUCCCAUCAUGAUAGCAUAUGUCCAUUAUUGUGAAGAAAUUUGAGGGUGAGGGCCUUGUGGUGUUUGAUCAUGGAGAUGGAAUGCUGAAUUUUCAGGCUGCUUGCAGGCAUCAUUCGGAUUAAAGAAGCUAUGUGAAAUGGCAGCGUAGUUCAUCUUACAGAAGAGACUGAAGAUGUCAUGGAAGCUGGGAAAAUGUGAAAAGUUGAAGAAACUCUUGCAUGGGAGAAACCAUGAAUGGCAUUGGCAAUCAAAGGUGAAAUAACCUAUGCUCUUGAGCUAAUAGAUUCUUCAUUUUUCUAUUUUAUUAGUUUAAACACCUUACAAUGUUGUGGUCAUCUAUUUUGUUCUUUACUAAGAAAAAUUUGCAGUGUCUGUUAUUCUGAUACACCAAGCUUCUCAAGGGUUUGUGCUUAACCAGUUCUUCUCGUAAUUCUUUUCUAGAUUACCUUAUUUCUGCAUUACAUAAGCAAAAAUUUGAUAUGCCUCAUUAUGGAUUUAUUUAUUUAGUUUUUUUUUU
Messenger RNA from Dendrobium catenatum, 2635 nucleotides. RefSeq lists its product as uncharacterized. NCBI's taxonomy places the organism in Eukaryota, Viridiplantae, Streptophyta, Magnoliopsida, Asparagales, Orchidaceae. The transcript has 7 exons. Bases 60 to 1841 code for a protein of 593 amino acids. The record is from RefSeq and is a predicted model, not a curated record.